AUGGGCGAUUCAUCACCGAUCGAGAUCGUUGGAGAUAUGUUUUCGGAGGAUGAAGCCGAAUAUGAUGUCGUAAUUGUUGGGGCUGGCAUCUCCGGACUAACUGCAGCAAAUGAGCUCCGCAAAAGGGCCCCGGACCUCAAAGCAAAAGAUCGAGUCGGCGGCCGAACAUUCACCACCAAAAUACGAUCCGCCGGCGAAAAGCUGGAUGAUUUUGACUUGGGAGGUCAAUGGGUUGGUCGCAGACAGACGCAUAUUCUGGAAGUGUUGCAGGAAUUGGGUCUCGAGACUUACGAACAGUUUGAUGACGGCCUAAAGGUUGCUCAACUCGGAAUCUCGAAGAAACGCGAAUACAGUAGCUCACUACCAUCCAGCAGCCUCCGACACUAUACACUCUUUGAGGUGUUUGAUUUCGUCAGAAGCACAUUGAAAAUUGAUUAUUUGAUGAAGAGAAUCACCCCUUUAAACCUAUUCCAUUGGCACAGAGCCGCCGAAUUGGAUGAGGAAACCGUGUCAAAAUGGGCCAAGCAGAAUAGCUAUACUCGAGCUGUGCAAGAUGCCAUUGAUGUUGCCAUUAGAUCAGUGUAUGGGGUUGAAGCCAACCGGAUGAGCAUGCUUUUCAACGUUUACUACUCACAAACAGCCGGCGGGUUUCUGAAUCUCUGCGAAGUCGUUGGAGAUGGAGCUCAAGCUAUGCGCGUCAAGGGAGGCACUCAACAAAUCUCCACGCGCCUCGCUGAGCCAUUCGUUUCAGAAGACGCGCUUCAGCUAAAUAAAGCCGUUGGCCAGAUCAAAGUCCAUGAGCAAGAACUAACAGCUACCGUCCUUGUCUAUGAUGCGAAGGCCAGAGAUCCCGCUGAGCUAGUCCCUAUCCGAACCCGCCGGGUGAUUCUAGCCGUUCCGCCAUCACUCUGCGGCCGUAUCCGCUUUGAGCCGGAAGUGCCUUCCCUCAAAAAACGGCUAUUCCAAUCCGCAACACCAGGAAAUCUGAUCAAGUUCAUCGCUACGUUCCAGAAGGCGUUCUGGCGAGAAAAAGGCUAUUCCGGGGAGAUCGUGUCAACCGGUCGUACAACCACUCCAGGAGAGGUGCUACCGGUGAUCUCGACCUACGAUGCUUGUACAUCGAAUGGAAGCCCGGCGAUUGUCGGUUUUAUUGCUAUCGAAUAUGCAGAUACGACAAAGGAGGAGCGGUGUAAUGCUGUUAUUAAGGACUUGAUGCGGUUCCUUGGAGAUGAAGCCUUGACCCAAUUUGUCGACUAUGAGGAGAAGCUGUGGUCCCAGGAGCCUUUCAGUGGCGGAUGUCCGGUUGAUUAUAUGCCGCCUGGACAAAUGGACGCAUUCCAGACGAUUCGUGAUCCUUUCCAUACGGUCCACUUCGCCGGUACUGAAUCGGCGACGCAUUGGAUGGGAUAUAUGAGCGGUGCUGUACAGGCUGGGCGGCGUGCUGCUCACGAAGUGCUUCAUAAUCUAGGUCGAGACGCUGUAAUUAAUGGAAACUAUCUGACGGACUCCAUUUACGGCCCGGAGUAUGUGGUUCCAGUUGCUCCCUGCAACGGAUAUAUCGAGCGAAUCUCCCCCUGGUGGCGUCGCAUCUUCUUCUUUUCGGCACUGUGCUUCGGCGUAUUUGCCUAUUCACGUAAAUACAACCUGAGCAUGACCGCCAAAGCUGUUCGCCCCACCGAGCGUGCACUUCUCGGAUGGUUCGGCACGUGGUGGCCG
Molecule: messenger RNA, 1716 nt
Organism: Mesorhabditis spiculigera
Lineage: Eukaryota; Metazoa; Nematoda; Chromadorea; Rhabditida; Rhabditidae
Source: the annotation of a GenBank genome assembly